Manihot esculenta (cassava) is the source of this 2189-nucleotide messenger RNA. Its product is annotated as protein SUPPRESSOR OF GENE SILENCING 3. Bases 184 to 1956 code for a protein of 590 amino acids. The transcript has 6 exons. Gene Ontology annotation, biological process: defense response to virus; regulatory ncRNA-mediated gene silencing. Lineage: Eukaryota; Viridiplantae; Streptophyta; Magnoliopsida; Malpighiales; Euphorbiaceae. The record is from RefSeq and is a predicted model, not a curated record.
AAAACGAGCAGCUUUUUCUUUCUUUCUUUUUCUUUUUGACUCACCUUCUGAUCCUAUAUAGACUGCUACUAGUAAGCCAUUAACAUGGAAACACUAUCUCUGCGGUGGCGAAGCUGAUUUUCAUCUGAUUUACGUAAUAUCAGCAGACAGAAACAGAAGGUAAGGCGCUUAAAGAUCCACACCAUGGAUGAUAAUGGUGAUUCAUUUCCCCAGCUGGGGAGUGUGUAUAGAAAAGGUACCGGCGGUAGCCAAGUCAAGCGGUUGAAUAAAGAUGCGGCAAAUCUCAAUGUCGAAUCUGCACAUAGACACAGUGGAAAGGUUGCUGCAGGAGGCGGGGGUCCUCAGAUUUCUGCCCCUAGUCCAUGGGGACGUCCAAAUUUGUUGGACAAGCUUAGGAUGCAAAUAAAUGUCAAUGCCAGGACAAAUCAAAAUGUUGAUUCUAAGAAGUGCUCUAUCUCUGGAAAUGAAUUUUCUUCUCAACAGAGCAGCUACAUUGUGCAGGGACAGAAUGAGAUUACUCCUCAAAUUGUUUCCCAACAGUUGGAUGGUGUGGAAGAGAGUGAUAAUAAGAAUGGGAUUGAUUAUAACACAGAUGAGGAUGAGGAGAUAUUUGGCAGUAGUGAUGAUGAUGAACUUUCUGAUGAUGAUUUUGAUUUAUAUGCAAGUGAAAAGAGCCAUGAGAUGCGCAAGAAGAGCAAGUGGUGCAAAGGAUUCUUUGAAGACAUGGAAAAAUUGACUGUUGAAGAGCUGAAUUUACCACGAAGAAAAUGGCAUUGCCCUGCUUGCAAAGGGGGUCCUGGUGCCAUUGACUGGUAUCGAGGCCUCGAGCCCUUAAUGUAUCAUGCCAUGACGACAAAGACGAGAAGGGCAAAGCUCCAUCGUCUAUUUGCUGAACUUUUGGAUGAAGAGACACGAAGGGAGGGAAUUUCAGUAGCACCAGUUGGUGUAGCCUUUGGCAGGUGGCAAGGUCUAAAUGACAAAAUCAAAGAUUUUGAAAUAGUUUGGCCUCCAAUGGUUGUCAUCAUGAACACAAGAUAUGAGCAGGAGGAAAAUGGCAAGUAUAUUGGCAUGGGAAACCAAGAGCUUCUGGAUCACUUCAAAGCAUAUGCUGCACUGAAGGCUAGACAUUCAUAUGGUCCACAAGGGCAUAGAGGGAUGAGUAUGUUGAUAUUUGAUGACACAGCUGCAGGUUAUUUAGAGGCUAAUCGGCUGCACAAACACUUCAAAGAGCAAGGAAGAGACAGGGAUGCCUGGGAUAGUAAACGAGUUCCAUUCUGUUCAGGGGGGAAGCGCCAACUCUAUGGCUACAUGGCUUUGAAAGAAGAUCUGCAAAUUUUCAACCAGCAUUCUCAAGGGAGGUCCAAGCUGAAAUAUGAGAUGAGGUCAUACCAAGAGAUGGUUGAGAAACGUAUAAAGGAAAUAAAUGAGAACAGCCAACAGCUUGUCAAGUUUAAGGACAAGAUUACUCAAGAACAAAAGCAUUCUAAAGUUCUAGCUGACUCUCUAAGCAGAUUAAGCGAGGAGCUUCGCAAGACCAUAGAAAAGAAUCGCAGUAUGAGACAGCGAACUAAGUUGCUGCUUGAAGAAAACAGGGGAGAGAUGGAUUCCCAAGAACAAUUCUUCAAGGAGCAAAUCAAAGUUAUCCAUCAAGCUAUAGAUACAAAAGAAGAUGAUUUUGAGAAGUUACUAGAGGAAAAGUGGGAGAAAGUUAAGCAGUCAAAUGCAAAUCUAUCUGCUACAGAUGAUACCAAUAGGAUGGAGGAUAUGGUUAGUUUCAUAAAAUUCCAGGACAAAGAGAUGGAAGAAUUUGAAGCAGAGAGGAAGAAGCUGAUAAAGAAUCAUGAAGACAAGAAGAGUUCAAUAAUGAAGAGAUAUUGGGAAGAGAUACUUGAUUUGGAAAAAGAUUUGGAAACUGAGCUAAACCAACUUAUGGAAAAGUACAAAAGCUCAACCUGAGAUAAAAACCAGCAACAGCAACCCAUCAAUUUGAAGCUGAGGAGAUUUAGAGAAGAUACUGAAUACAGAAUCUAUACAUGCAUACAUUGGUAAACAUCAUGAAAAUGGAGAGAUUUCAUUUUUCUUUUUAAAGAAAAGGCAGUAAAAAACGAAGUGGAGAUUCCAAAAAAGGAUUCUUCAUCACUAUUCAUGUUUUCUAAAUUUAUUUUAUAUAGAACAAGUCUGGAGUUCAA